GAAAUGUCUUGGCAGCAAAGAAUCAGUUUAUUAUCAGAGACCUUUCACAACCAACGCAAUGUGAGCUAUAAAUAUUAGAUCAAUUUCUAUAUUUUGCGGCCCAGUAUUUCUUUAUUCCGUUCGGAGCAGUUUAUGGUACUCUUUACAACCGAUCCGUUGGACCAUUACCAUGUCUACAAAGUCGUCUAAUUCAUCUGAACAAAGCGCUGGCUUCGUCAAUCACGCAUUUGACGAUGGUUCACCUGAUGGCAAUAUGUGCGAAAAGAAUAUUGACACGGAAGCUCCCGCAGUGAUAAUAACACAAAAUGAAGGUGAAGAUCAACCGGAACGAGAAAAUUGGGACAGUCCUGUAGAGUUUCUUCUCUCUUGUAUUUCAAUGUCGGUCGGAUUGGGUAACAUUUGGCGGUUUCCGUUCGUUGCCUAUGAGAAUGGAGGUGGUGCUUUCUUAAUUCCAUACCUAAUCGUGCUGGUCUUUAUUGGACGGCCACUUUAUUUCCUCGAGAUGAUCCUUGGACAAUUUUCAAGUUCAGGAUCCGUCAAAAUUUGGGACUGUGUACCAUUUGCUAAAGGUAUCGGAUACGGACAAGCGUUGGCUACCUGGUGUGUCGUCACUUACUACUGUGUCUUGAUGGCCUUGGCCUUUUUUUACCUCUUUGCUUCAUUCCAAGCUGUUUUGCCCUGGACUGAAUGCGAUCCUGAAUGGGCAACUGAAAAUUGCUACAGUACCACAGCUAAUCUAUCGAUGGCUAAUCUGACUAACACUAGUGUGUCCAGUGCCGAAGAAUAUUUCUACAUUUAUGUCCUGAAGAAAAUUCCCAAUAUGGAUAAUGGCAUCGGGACUCCAGAUUGGCGACUAACUUUGUGUCUCCUGCUGUGCUGGAUUUUAGUAUUCGCAAUGCUCGCCAAAGGAGUAUCCUCGUCAGGAAAGGUGGCUUAUUUCACAGCCCUUUUUCCUUAUGUCGUACUUAUCACGCUUCUUAUACGAGGUUGCACUUUACCCGGAGCAGGUGACGGCAUCUUGUACUUUAUCACACCUGACUGGGAAAAAGUUUUAACACCAGAUGUUUGGUACGCAGCUGUGACGCAGUGUUUCUUCUCUUUGUCGGUUGGCUUUGGACCGAUUUCAACUUUUUCCAGCUACAACCCAUUCCGCCAUCCGAUUUACAGAGAUUCAACUAUCGUCAGCUUUGCGGAUACUUUUACCAGCAUUCUGGCUGGAGUCACCAUUUUCUCAAUUCUUGGCAAUUUAGCUUACGAAACAAAUCAACCCAUCGAAAAUGUCGUUCAAGGUGGAACCGGGUUAGCUUUCAUUUCGUAUCCGGAAGCUAUAUCGAAAUUUGAUGCAGUCCCUCAGUUAUUCGCCGUGCUCUUCUUUUUGAUGCUGAUUACUCUUGCGAUCGGAAGCGCAUCCGGACUUGCCGGAUGUAUUAUUACUAUACUGUCUGAUGAUUUACCACACAUUCCCCGUUGGAUUGUCACUGCAUUUGUUUGCGCCGCCAGCUUCCUCAUUGGACUUGUUUACGUUACUCCGGGAGGCCAGUAUAUCCUGGAUUUGGUGGAUUAUUUUGGCGGAGGAUUCAUCAUUUACAUUAUGGUAAUCGCUGAAACUGUUGCUGUCUGUUGGAUUUAUGGACUCAAGCAAAUAGUCAAAGAUAUUCGCUACAUGUUGGGAUUCGGACUGGGAAUUUAUUGGAAAUUCACAUGGUGCUUUUUAAUCCCAAUUGCUCUAGCGGUUAUCUUUAUCUAUGCUAUGAUUGUUUAUGAACCGUUGAAGACUGACGAUGGAGAACCUUACCCUCCCGCCGCAAACGCUGCUGGGUGGGUAUUGGCUGCUAUUGCCAUACUUCAAAUUCCGAUAUGGGGAGCUUUAGUUGUUCGCAAACAGCAAGGAAAUAACUGGAUUCAGCGAUUCGAAGCUAGUCUUCGGCCUGCAGCUGAAUGGGGACCCAAAAAUCCUGGAAUCAAACGUGACUGGUUAGAAUACAAUAAGCAACCUGUAAGAUUCUCAUGGAUUCCCAAUCCCAAGUGGACCAGAAGCUGUAAAUCGCACUAGGAAAAGGUAUUUAAUGGUCUAAUCGUGUGAUUCCUAUUAUAUAUAAAGACCGGUUUUAGAGAAUAGGUCUGUUGAAAGUUAUAACGCCAGAAAAUAAAUUACUAAUUUGUAAAACGAACACAGUGUUUAGGAAAGAGAAUGUAUUUACUACCAGGACAACUCAUCAAAACAA
Molecule: messenger RNA, 2225 nt
Organism: Daphnia pulicaria
Lineage: Eukaryota; Metazoa; Arthropoda; Branchiopoda; Diplostraca; Daphniidae
Product: sodium-dependent nutrient amino acid transporter 1-like
Exons: 15
Coding region: 170-2053 (627 amino acids)
Biological process (GO): sodium ion transmembrane transport
Cellular component (GO): membrane
Molecular function (GO): L-amino acid transmembrane transporter activity
Source: RefSeq, a predicted model, not a curated record